AUGGAUGAUGAUACAUCUGGACAUGGUCAUGCAGUACAUCAUGGGUCUGAUUUGUAUCGUGAAACGCAAAAGGAUGCAGCAGACAGGGGAGAAAUUGGUGUGUCUGAAAUUCAACAUCAUCAUCAUGGAGAAAUUGGUGUGUCUCCUCAGAGUCACCAGCACAAGUAUGUUCCUUCAUCUUCCAAACAGCAUGAAGGAACUUCUAAAUCAAGUUUAGAUGGUGAUGAAAUAAAGAAUUACAUCAAAAAAAGUUUUACUGAAAAGAUGGCCGAACUGGUUACACUAAUAUCAAAAAUACCUAUUGAGGUCAUCAAAGCAUUGAAGAAUGAAGAAAAUAAGCAAUCACUGCAUGAAAAUUAUGCUAAGGGAUCAAUCAACGAUAUGGAAGUGUCUCGCGAUGAAGAAUCUAAUAAGCAUCACAUUCUUGAAGAGCAACAGUUGCUGGAUGAUAUUGUGACAUAUGAAGAAGAAUGUAGCGAUGAAGAAUUGAGAAAAAAGAACAUUCCAGAUGUGAAAGAUUUGUUGAAUAUGAAUCUAACCGCUAAAGAAGAUGUUAAUGAAGUGAAAUUGAAAAAUCAGGAAUCUACUGAUGUGACAGAUGGGCAGGAUGAAGUUGGUGGGAAAAUAACUGAUUCAAUACAAGCAGCUGUAGAUACAAUUUUAUUUGGUCUAUCAACACCUUCGACUACAAAGUCAAUGGAUGUUGGUGCUUCAAGUAAAAUGACCGAAAGACACUGGGACCUUCCAGACAGUCAGAUUCCACCUGACUUCCCUGAUGCUCAGGUUCGGGAGCUUCAAGCCUCAAAAGCUAAUGCACCUGCCAAACGAGAAAGAAAGAAGUCCAGGGUUUUAAGGUUACCAUACAUUUCAAAGUAUGGUUCUAGCUCUAAAGAUUCUGUAGAUUUCGAUAAAGAGAAGAAGCUGAAGUAUGCUUUUGAUGGGAAAGAGACAGGCAACCACUAUCGAGUAAAUGUUUCUGGGUUAGGUUACAGUCAAUUGGACUUUGUCAUUGCAUACCCACAGUCCAAGAAUUGGUUUUACUUAAUGUACGAACGCAAGACUUGCUGGAAUGAUGAGCAUUUAGAUGUGAUCUUCUACCACUUGAGAAAGAAAUCGAAGAUUCAGCUGGGUGAUAAUUAUAGAUAUACGACUACAAGAUGCUUCUUUAAAUCAUAUGUUGAGAAGACACAUACUCGCUAUUAUCCAGCGAAACCGGUAGUUGAGCUAUCGACGCAACAAGAUUAUACAGAAUCAAUUGUGGUGGGUAAGAAUGAAGAUUCUAUUGCGAAUAUAAUUCAUGGAUUCUGUAUGCCUGCGGGAUUAUCAUGGUAUAUGGUUGAUGAGGUAUAUGUUCCAAUUAACUGCGGUAAAGAAUUUUAUUGGGUAUUGACUGUGAUUGUCUUGAAGGAAAGAUUGAUAUGUGUGUAUGACUCACUGUCAAGUAAAAGGAAAAAAGAACCUCAUAUUGAAAUACAAAAGCUUGCAGUUAUGCUUCCUACUUACUUGUCAGACAAUGGCUUUUAUGAUAAGACCGAGCGAACUAACUGGCCAGCACUUGAAGUGUACAAAGGGAAGAUUGCUCAGCAAACUGGUCUUGUACAUGAAAUUUCAUUUGAUGUUGAUUAUGUGCAAAAUAUCCUACAACAAGCGUCUAAUAGUUUGGAUUGUGGCGUAUUUGUGUAUGCCUAUGCAGAGAUAUUAAGCGAAGGACUACAAGUUCAUUCAUGUGGGUUUGAUGCUGCAAGUCAACGUGCACGUUAUGCUUCCUUACUGUGGCAUUACGGAGUGGAAAAGACAACUGAAGGGUACACGAGUGAUAAUGGAGAUCCGCCUAGAUCAAAGAAAAGUGUAAUAGAAGAAAUUGAAGCAAGUGCAAUUGUUACUUUAGAGUAG
Molecule: messenger RNA, 1893 nt
Organism: Capsicum annuum
Lineage: Eukaryota; Viridiplantae; Streptophyta; Magnoliopsida; Solanales; Solanaceae
Exons: 9
Coding region: 1-1893 (630 amino acids)
Biological process (GO): proteolysis
Molecular function (GO): cysteine-type peptidase activity
Source: RefSeq, a predicted model, not a curated record